AUGUAUGAGUAUGGGGGGGGGUUGGUGGUUGUGUGGGGGGGGUGUGAAGUGUAUGUGGGGGGGUGGUGUUUUGGGGGGUUGGAUUUGUAUUUUUUUUUUUGGGGGGUUUUUAGUAUUGGUGUAGGGGAUGUGGUUUGGGGGGGGGGGGGGUUGUGUAUGUGUGUGGUUGUUUGUGUGUGGUGGGGGGGGGGGGGGGGGGGGGGGGGGGGUGGGGGGUUGGUGGGGGUUGUGGGUGUUGUGGGUGGGGGGGGUGGGGGGGGGGUGGUGGGUGGGGGUGUGGGGGUGGUGGUGGGUUGGGUGGGUUGGGGGGGGUGGUGGUGUGGUGGGGGGGGGGGGGGGUGGGGGGGUGGGGUUGGGGGGGGGGUGGGGUGGGGGGGGGGGGGGGGGUGGGGUUGUGUGGGUUUGGUGGGGUGGGGGGGGGUGGUGGGGGUGGGGGGUGGUGGGGUGGGGGGGGGUGGGUGGUGUGGUGGGGGGGGUGGGUGGGUGUGGUGGGUGUGGGGGGGGGGGUGGGUUUGUUGUGGGUUGGUUUGGGUUGUGUGGGGGGGGGGUGGGGGUGGGGGUUUGGUGUGGGGGUGGUUGUGGGUGGGGGGGGGGGGGGGUGGGUGGGGUGGGGGGGUGGGGUGGGUGGGUGGGGGGUGGGGGGGGGGUAGGGGGGUGUGUGGUGUGUGGGUGUGGGUUUGGGGUUGGGUUUUGGUUUGUGGGUGGUGGGUUGGGGGGGGGGGGUGUUGUGGGGGGGUGGUUGGGUGGGGUGGUGGGGUGGUUUGUGUGUUGGGGGGUGGGGGGGGUGGGGGGGGGGGUAUUGGUGUUGGGGGUGGUGUUUUGGGGGGUUGGGGGGGGUGUUGGUGGGGGUUGGGGGUUGGUGGGUGGUGGUGGUUGUGGUGGGGGGGGGGGGUUUUUGGGUGGUUAGUUGGUGGGGGGUUUGUUGUGGUGGGGGGUGGGGGGUUGGGGGGGGUGGUUGGGGGUGGGGGUUUGUGGUUUGGGUGGUGGGUGGUGUGUGUUUGUUGUGGGGGGGGGUUGGGUGGGGGGGGGGUUGGUUUUUUGGUGUGUGUGUUGGUGUUGGUUGUUUGGGGGGAGUGGUUGGUUUGUGUGUUUGGGGUUGGGGUGGGGGUGGGUGGGUGUGUUUUGGGUUGGGUUUGUGGGGUGGGUGUUGGGGUGGGGGUUGGGUGUGUUUGUGUGUGUGUUGGGGGGGGGGUGGGUGGGGUGGGUGGGGUUGGGGGGGGGUUUUGGUUUGUGUGGGGGUUGGGUGUGUUUUGGGGUGGGGGGGGUGUGGGUGGGGUUUUGGGGUGUUGGGGUGUGUUUUUGGGUGGGUGGGGUGGUGUGGGGGUGGGGGUGUGUUGGUUUGGUUUGUGGGGGGUGUGUGUGUUGUGUGUUGGGGUGUGUGGGUGGGGGUGGGGGGGGGGGGGGUUGUUUUUUGGGGGUUUUGGGGGGUGGUGUGGUGGGUUGGGGGUUGUGGGUUGGUGGGGGGGUGGUUUUGUGGGUGUUUGGUUGUGUGGUAGUGUGUGGGGUGGGUGGGGUUUGGGUGGUGGUGGUUUGGUGGGGGUUUUGGGGUUUUGUUUUUGUGGGUGGUGGUUGGGAUUGUGUUGUGGUUGGGGGGUUGUAGUUUUGUGGGGUUGUGUGUUUUUGGGGGUGGGUUGGUUUUUGUUGGUGGUUUUGGGUUGGGGUUUGGUUGUGUGGUGGGGGGGGGGGUGGGGUUGGGUGGGUGUGGGGGGAUGUGGGGUUGUGGGGAUGGUUUGUUGUUGGGGUGUUUUUUGUAUGUUUUGGGGGGUGUUGGUGUAUGGUGGGGUAUUUUUGUUGUGUGGGGUGGGGUUUGUUUGUGGGGGUUUUUGGUGGGUGGGGGUGUGGGGGUUGGUUGUUUUUUGGGUUGGUGUGUGGUUUGGGUGGGGGGGGUUGGGGGGAUUUAUAUUGUUUUUUAUUUAUUGGGGUUUUUGUUUGUGUGUUUUUGUGGGGUGGGUUUGGUGGGUGGGAUUGUUGGGGUGGGGUGUUUGUGUUUGGUUGGUGUUGUGUGUGGGUAUUGGGGUUUGGUGUUGUGUUUGUGGGUUUGGGGGGAAAUUAGUUUUUUGGUGUUGGGUUUGUUGUGGUUUUAGGGUUGGUUGGGGGGUGGGUUGUUGGGUUGUUAUGUGUGGGGGGGGUUUGGGAGUGGGGGGGGUUUUGGGUUUGUUUUGGGGGUGUGUGAUUUUUUUUGUUUAUUGGGGUGGUAGGGUUUUUUGUGGGGAGUUGUUUGGUUUUUAUUGUUGUUGGGGUUGGGUGGUUGUGGUGGUGUGGUAUGGGUUGAGUUUGGGUAAUAAUUUUUGGGUUGUGUGGUUUGGGGGGUUUAUUUGUGGGGGGAUUGGGGGGGUGGUGGUGGUGGUUUGGGGGAGGGGGGGGGUUUGUUAUUGUGGGGGGGGGGUGGGGGUUGGGGGGGGGGGGUGUUGGGUUGUUGUUUGUGUUUGGUGUUGGUGUUUGGGUGUUGUUUGGGGUGGGGGGGGGUUUUGGGGUGGGUUGUUGGGUUUGGGGUGGGGUGGGUUGUGGGGGGGGUGGGGGGGUUUUUGUUUUUGGUGUGGUGUGUGUUGGGGUGUGUUUGUUGAUUGUGGUGUCGGGGGGUUGUGUUGUGUGGGGUGGUGGUGUUGUGUUUUGGUGGUGUGUUGGUUUUUGUUGGUGUGGGUGUUGUGGUGGGUGGGGUGGUGUUGUUUGGGUGGGGGUGGGGGGUGGGUUGUUUUUUGGGUUGUGGGGGUUUUGGGGUGUGGUUGGGGGUGGGGGUUUUGGGGGGGUGGUGGGGGGGGGGGGGUGUGGGGGUGUUUGGUGGUUUGUUUGGGGGGGGGUUUGGUUUGUUUUGGGGGGGGUGUGGUUUGUGUGGGUUUAGUGUGGGUUUGUGUUGGUUGUUGUUGGGGUGGGUGGUGUGAUUGUUUUGGGUAUGGGGAUUUAUGGGUUGGGGUGUUUUUUGUUUGGGGGGGUUUUUGGUGUUUGGGAUUUUUGGGGUUUGUUUGGGGGGUUGUGGUGGGUUGGUGUGGUGGUUUUUGUUUUGGGUGGGGGUUGGGUUUGUGGGUUGGGUGUGUGGGGUGGGGGGGUGGGGGGUUGUGGGGUAGUGGGUGUGGUUUGUGUUUGUUGGUUGGUGUGGGGUGUUGUGGUUUGUUUUGUUGUUUUUUUUGGUGUGGUGGGGGGGUGGUGGGUGGGUGGUGUUGUUGUUUGUUGGUUGUUGUGUGGGGGUUGGGUUUUUUGUGUUUUUGUUGGAUGGGGGGGUGGGGGGUUGGUGUGUGGGGGUGGUGGUGGGGGGGGGGGUGGGGGGGGGGGGGGGGGUGUGGGGGGGGGGGGGGGGGUGGGGUUGUGUGGUGGGGUGGGGUGUGGGUGGGGUGGGGGGGUGGGGGGUGUGGGUGGGGGGGGGGGGGGGGGGGGGGUUUGUGGGGGGUGUGGGGGGUGGUUUGGGGUUGGGGGGUUGGUGGGGGUUGGUGUUGUGGUGGUGGGGUGGGUUGGGGGGUGUGGUGUUGGGUUUUGUUUUUGGGGGGGUGGUGUGUUUGUUUUGGGUUGGUUGGUGUUUGUUGGUUGUGGGUGUUAUGUUUUGUUUGGUGUGGGGGGGGUGUUGUGGUUUGGGUGUGGUAUUUGGGGGGUUGGUGGGGUGUGGUUUUUGGGGUUUGUUGGUUGUGUGUUGUUGGUUGGUUGGUGGGGUUUGUUGGGAGGGUUUUUGUGUUGUGGGGGGGUGGGUGUGUGGGGGGUGUGGGGGUGGGGUUGGGUGUUUGGUGGUUGGGUUGGUGGGGUGGGGUGGGGGGUGUGUGUGUGUGUGUGUUGGGGGGGGGGGGGGUUGUGGGGGGGGGGGGGGGGGUGUUUGGGUUUGUGGUGGGUUGUGUUGGGUGGGGGGUGGUGGGGGGUGUGGAUUGGGUGUUUUGGGGGGUUAGGUGGUGGUUGUGGUGUUUUUGGUUUGGUGGGGGGGUGUUUUUGGGUUGGUUGGUUGGGGGGGGGGGGGGGGUUGUGGGGGGUGGUGGGGUUGUUUGUAGGUUUGGUUGGGGUGGGUUUGGUUUGGGGGUUUGGGUUUUUUUGGUUGGUGGGUGUGUUUGUGGGUGGUGUUUUUUGGGGGUGGGGGGGGGGUUGUUGUUGGGUGUGUUUUGUAGUUUUUUGUGGUGUUUGAUUGUUUGUUGUUGGUGGGGUUGUGUGGUGGUUUGUGGGUGGGGAUUUUGGGUUUUGUGGGUGGGUGUGGUUUUUUGUGAUGUGGGAGUGGUUAGGGGUGUUUGGUUUUUUUUGGUGUGGGUUGGGGUUGUGGUGGGGGGUGUGUUUGGUGGGUUUUUUUGGGUGUGUGGGUGGGGUUUGUGUUUUUUGUGUGUGUGGUGUUUGUUGGUGUGGGUGGUGUUUUUUGGGUGUUGGGUUGUGGGGUUUGUUGGGUUUGGUUGGUGGUUGUGUGGGUUGGGGGUGGGGGGGUUUUUGUGUUGGGUUUGGGUGGGUGUUUUGGGGGUGUGGGUUUUGGGGGGUUUUUGUUUUUUAGUGUUGGUGGGGUUUGGGGUGAUAAUAGGGGGGUGGUGUUGGAGGGGGUUUGAAGGGGGGGUGUUUGUUUUGGAUUGGGAGGGGGUGGAGUGUGAUGGGGGGGUUUUGUUUGGGGGGGGUGGUGGUUGGGUUUUGGAGUUUGGGUCUUGUUUUGUUGAGUUGUGGGUGGUUUGGGGUUUUUUUGGUGGAUUUGUGGGUUUUUGGUGUGGUGGUUGUGUGGGUUGGGGGGUUUGGGGGUUUUUGGGGUGUGUGGGGGGGGUUGGGUUUGGGGGGUGGUGGGGGGGGUGGGGGUUGGGGGUUUGGUUGAUUGUUUUGGGUGGGUGGGGUGUUGUUUUUUGGGUGUUGUUGGGGAUGGGGGGGGUUUUAGGGGGUUUGGGGGGGUUGGGGGUGGUAGGGGGGUGGGUUUUGUUGGUGUGGGGGGGGGGGGGGGUGGGUUUUGGGUUGGGGGGGGGGUGGUGGGUUUGGUUUUUGGUGUGUGGGGGGGGGUUUAUUGGGGGUGUGGGUUUGGUUGGUGGGGGGGGGGGUGGGGGGGGUGGUGUGUUUUGUGUUUGGUGUUGUGGGUUGUUGGUGGGGGGGUUGGGUUGUUUGUUUUGUGUGGGUGGGGUGUGUUGGUGGUUGGGUGGUUUGGUGGUGGUGUGGGUGGUGUUUGGGGGGGGGGGGGGGGUUUUGGGGGGGGUGUGGGGUUUGGUAGUGGGAUGUUGGGGUGGUGUGGUUUUGGGGGGGGGUUGGGUGUGGGGGGGUUUGGUUUGGGGGUGGUGUUGUUUUGGGUGUGUUGUUGGGGGGUCUUGGGGUGGUUGGGUUGUGUUGGGGUGGUUUGGGUGGUGGGUGGUGGGGGUUUGGUGGGUUUGUGGUGGGUUGGGGUGGUGUGGGGUGUGGUUGGGUUGGUGGUGGGUUUGGGGGGGGGGGGGGGGGGGGGGGGGGGGGGGGGGGGGGGGGGGGGGGGGGGGGGGGGGGGGGGGGGGGGGGGGGGGGGGGGGGGGGGGGGGGGGGGGGGGGGGGGGGGGUGGUGGGGGGGGUGUGUGGGGGUGUUGGGGGGUUUUUUGUGGGGUGGGGGGGGGGGGGGGGGGGGGGGGGGUGGGGGGGGGGGGUGUGUUGGGGGGUUUGUGGGGGGGGUGGGGGGGGGGGGGGGGGGGGUGGGGGGGGUUGGGGGUGGGGGGGGGGUGGUUGGGUGGGUUGGUGUGGUGGGGGUUGUGGUGGUUGGGUGGGUGGGGUGGGUUUUGGGGGGGUGGGGUUGGUUUUUGUGUUUGGUGGUUUGGGUGGGGGGUGGGUUGGUGGGUGGGUGGGUUGGGGUGGUGUGGGUUGGGGUGGUGUGUUGUUGGUUGUGGUUGGGGGGGGGUGUGUUUUGUUGGGGUGUGUGGGGGUGGUUGGGGGUUGGUGUUUUUGGGGGGGUUGGUUGGGGGGGGGGGGGUUUGGUUGGGGGGGGGGGGUGGGGGGGUGGGGGUGGGGGUUGUGGGUGUGGGGGUGUGGGGGUGUGGGGUGGGGGUGGGGUGGGGGGGGUGGGGGGUGGGGGGGGUGGUGGUGGGUGUGUUUGGGGGUUGGGGUUGGGUGGGGGUUUGGGUUUGGGGGGGGGUGGGGGGGGGUUGGGGGUGUGGUGGGGUGGGUUGGUGGUGGGUGGGGUGUUUUUUGUGUUGGGUGGUUGUUUGGUUGGUGUGGGUUGGUGUGGUGGGGUGGUGGGGUUGUGGGGGUUUGGGUUGGUGGGGGUGGUGGGGUGGGGGUGGGGGGGGUUGGGGGGGGUGUGGUGUGGGGGUUUUGGGUGGUGGGGGUGGUUGGUGUGUGUGGUUGGGGUGUUGGGGGGUUUGGGGGUGUGUUUUGGGGUUUUUUUGUUUGGUAUUGUUGUGGGGGUUUUGGUGGGGGGGAUUUGGGGUGGUGUUGGGGGUGUGUUGUGGGUGUGGGUUGGGUGUUGGUUGGGUUGUUUGUGUUGGGUGUUUUUUGUUUGUGUGGGGGUUGUGGGUGGGGGUGUUUGGGGGGGUGGGGGGGUGUGGUGGGUGGGGGUGGGUGUGGGGUUGUUGGGGGGGUGUGUGGGGGGGGGGGUGGUUGGUGGUUGGGUGGGUGUGGGUGGGGGGGGGGGUUUGGUGGGUGGGUGUUUGGGUUGGUUUGGGGUGGGGGGGGGGGGGGGGGUGGGGUUUGUUGUGGGUGGGUGGGGUGUGUGGGGGGGGGGGGGUGUGGGGGUGUGGGGGGGUGGGGUGGGGGGUUGGGUGUGUUGUUUGGGGGUUUGUGUGUGGGGGGUUGGGUUGUUUGGGUGGGUUGGGGUUUUGUUGUGGGGGUGGUGGGGUUUGGUGUUGUGUGGGUGGUUUGUUUGGGUGGGGUGGGGGUGGGGGGGGGGUGUUUGUGGGUGGUUGGGGGUGUUGUGGGUUGGGGUUGGUGUGUUUGGGGUGGGGGUGGGGGGUUUGGUGGGGGGGGGGGGGGUGGUGGUGGUUGGGGGUGGGGUGUGGGGUUGGGGGGGUGUGGUGGUGGUGUUUGUGGGGGGGGGGGGGGUGUGGGGGUGGGGGGGGUGUGUGUGGGUUGGGGGUUUUGGGUUGGGGGGGGGUGGUGUGUUGGUGUGUGGUGGGGGUGGGGGGGGGGGGUGGGGGGGGUGUUUUGGUGUGUGGGUGGGGGGGGGUGGGGUGUGGGGUGUGGGGUGGGGGGGGUGGGGGUUUGGUGUGGGGGGGGGUGGUGGGGGGGUUGGUGGUGGGGGGGGGGUUUGGGUGGGUUGUUGGGGGGGGGGGGGUGGUGUGGGGGUUUUGUGGGGGGUGGUUGGGGUUUGGGUGUUGUGUGGUGGGGGGGUGGUUGGGGGUGGUUUUUGGGGGUGUUUGGGGGGUGGGUGGGGGGGGUGUGUGGGGGUGGGUGGGGUGUGGGUGGGUUUUUGUGUUGUGGGGGGGGGGUUGUGUUGGUUUUGUUGUGUGGUUUUGUGGUUGGGUUUGGGUGGGUUGGGGUUUGGGUGGGUGUUGUGGUGGUUUUUGUGUGUUGGUUUUUUUGGUUUUGUUGGGUGGGUGGUGUUUUGGGUUUGGGUUGGGUUUGGGGGUUGGUGGGUUUUUUUUUUGGGGUGUUAUUUUGGGGUGUGUGGGUGUUUGUUUUGGUUUUGUGGGUGUUGUGGGUGGUGUGGUGGUUUGUUUGUUGGGGGGUUGUGUGGUUGUGUGGUUUGUGGGGGGUGUGAGGGGUGGGGUUUGGUUUGUUUUUGGGGUGAUUUUUGUUUGUGUUUUUUUGUGUUGGGUUGUGGGGGGGUUAUGGUGGGGGGGGGGGGGGGGGUGGGGGGGUGUUGGGUGGGUGUUUUGGGGUGGGGGGUGUGGUGUGGUUUGGGGGGGGUGGGUAUUGGUGGUGUGGGGUUGGGGUGGUUUUUUUUGUUUUUAUGUAUUUUGGGGUGUUGUUGGUGGGUUUGUUUGUGUUGGGGUUUGUGGGGUGGUGGUUGGGUUUUUUGUGGGAUUUUUUUUGUUUAGGGGGAAAUUUAGAGGAGAUGGGGGGAUUGGAAGUGUUGGGGGGGGGGGUUAUGAGUGGUGGUGGGUGGGGGGUGUGAGUGAGGGUUUUGGUGGGGGAGAAGGAGAAGAUAAGUUGAUGGUGUGUUGGGGGUUUGGGUUUGGAUUGGUGUUUUGGUUGGGAUUUUGUGGGGGAUUUUUGUUUGGUUGGGGAUGGGUGGUGUGGGGUGGUUUUUUGGGGUUGUUUAUGGUUUAUGUUUUGUUUGGUGGGGGGUUUUUGUUGUUGUUUUUGGGGGUUGUUUGGUUUGGGGGUGUAUUUUUGGGUUGGGGGGGGGGGGGGUUGGGGGGGGGGUGUUUGUUGGGUGGGUUUGUGUUGGGGUAUGUGGGGGGGGUGGUUUUUGGGGGGGUUGGGGGUUGGGUGGUGGGGGGGUUGGGGGGUGUUGGGGGUUGGGUGGUUGGGGGGUUGGUUGUUGUGGGGGGGUUUUGGGGGGGGGUGGUGGUUGGUGGGGGGUGUGGUUGUGGGGGUUGGGGUUGUGUUUGUUGGGGUUUUGGUUUUUUGGUGGGUGGUGUUUUGGGGGUGGGGGGGGGGUGUUGGUGUGGUGUGGGGGGGGUUGGGGGUGGUUGUGGUUGUGUGGGGGUUGGUUUGUGGGGGGUGGUGGUGGGUUUGUGGUGUGUGUGGGGGGUUUGGUGGUUGGUGGUUGGGUGGGUGGUUUGGUUUUUGGGGGGUUUUGUGGGUUGGGGUUGGGGGUGGUGUGGGUGUUGGUUGGGGUGGGGGGGGGGGUGGGUGUGGGGGGGGGUUGGUGUGUGUGGUUGUGGUGUUUUUGGGGUUUGUGUGUUGGUGUGGGUGGGGGGUUUGGGGGUGGGGUGGUGGGUGGGUGGGGGGGGUUUGUGGGGGGGUGGUUGUGGUUGUUGUUGGGGGUUGGGGUUAGGGGGGUGGUGGUUGAUUGGGUUGUGGGUGGUGUUUUUGGGUGGUUUGUUGUGGUGUGUUUGUGUUUGGGGUGUUGGGUGGGGUUGUUUUGGGUUGUUGGGUGUGGGUGUUGUGUUUGUUUGGUGGUAUAGUUUAUGUUGGGGGUGUUGGGGGGUUUGGUGUGUUUUUGGGUUGUGUGGUUUUUGUGGGGUGGGUGGGGUGGUUGGGGGUGGGGUGGUGUUUGUGGGGUGUUUGUGGGGUGUUGUUUGGGUUGUGUUUUGUAUUGUAUUGGUUGUUGGUGGGGUAGUUUGUGUUUGUGUUGUUGUUGUUGUUAUGUUGUUGUGUUUUGGGUGGUUUGGUUGUGUGUGUGUUUUGGUUGGUUGUGGUGUGGGUGGGUUUGGUGGUGGGGUUUGGGUGUUUGUGUUGUUUUUUUUUGGUGUGGUGGGUUGGGGGUUGGGGGGUUGUUGUUGUGGGUGUUGUGGUGUUGGGUGGGAUAGUGGUUUUUUGUUUUUGUGGGUGUGGGGUUUGGGGGGUGUUCUGUGUGGAGGGUGUGGUGGUUGGUGGGGGGGUUUGUAUGUUGUGAGUUGGGGGUUUUAUUGGGGGUUUUUGGGUGGGGGGUGGAUUUUUAGUUGGGGGUGGGGUGUGGGGUGGGGGUGGGAGGUGUUGGGUUGGGGUUGGUGGGUGGGGGGGGGGGGUUUUAGGUGGGUGGGGGUGGUGGGGGGGUGUGUGUUUGUUUGGGGUUGGUUGUUUUGUGUUUGUUUUUUGGUGUGUAGGGGGGGGGGUGUUUUGUUUAUGGAGUGUUUGGGUUUGGUGGUGGGGUUGGGGUGUGUUGUGGGUUUGUUGUUUGUGUGUUAUUUGGGUGUUUUUUGGGGGUGUUUUGGUGGGGGUGGGGGUUAUGUGGGUGUGGUUGUUUUGUUGGGUGGUUUUGUUUUGGUUUUGGGGUGGGGGUGGGGUUGGUGUGUGGGGGGGGUGUGGGGGUUGUUUGUUUGUUGUGAGGGGUGGUGUGUGGUGAGGGGUGUGUUGUAUUGUUGGUUUGGGGUAUUGGGUUUGUUUGGGUUGGGGGUUGGGGGUUUGGUUGGUUGGUUUGGGUGGGGGGGGGGGGGUGGUUAUGGGUUGUUUUUUGUAGUUGGUUGGGGGUGUUGUUGUUUUGUUUGUGUUUUUGUUUGGUUUGGGGGGUGGUGUUGUUGGUGGGUUGGGUUGUGGUUUUUGGGUGUUUUGGUUGGGGUUUUUUUGGGGUGUUGGUGGUUGUUGUUUUGGUGUGGGGUGGUGGGUUGGGUGGGGGUGGGGGGGAUGGGUUGUGUGUUUUGUGUUUUGGUUUGGUUUGGUUUUGGUGUGGUGGUUUGUUGUGUUUUGUGGGUUGUUUUUGGGGGGUUGGGGGUGUGUGGGUGGUGGGGGUGUUUUGGGUUUGGGUUGUGUUGUGUUGGUUGUUUUGUGUUUGUGGGGGGUUUUGUGUUGGUUGGGGUUUUUUGGUGGGUGUGUUGUGUGGUGGGGUUUUUGUUGUGUUUUUUUUUUGGUUUGUGGGUGGGGGUUUUUUUAUUGGUGUGGUGUAUUGUGGGUGGUGUGUGGGGGGUUGUGGGGUGGGGGGGGUGGGGGGUGGUUAUUGUGUGGUUUUUUGGGUGUGUUGGUUUGGGUUGGGGGUGGGGUGGUGUGGGGAUUGGUGGGUUUGUUUUUUGGGGGUGUUGUUGUUGUUUGUGGGUGGUGUGUGGUGGUGGGUUGUGGGGGUGGGGUUGUGUUGUGGGGGGGUGGGUUGGGGGGUGGGGUGGUGGUGGUUGGUUGGUGUGGGGGUGGUUUGUGUUGGUGGUGGUUGGUUUGGUGGUUGUGGGGGUUUUUGGGGUGGGUUGGGGGGGGGGUUGGGGUGGGGUGGGGUGGUGGGGGGGUGUGUUUGGGGGGGGUGGGGGGGUUGGAGGGGGGGGUGUUGGGGUGGGUGUUGUGUUUGUGGGGGGGGGGUUUUGUUUUAGUUUGGGUGGGGGGGUUUUGGGUUUUUGUGGGUUGGUUUGUUUGGUGGGGUUGGGGGGGGGGGGGUUGGGUUUUUGUGGGUGUUGUUGGGUGGUUUGUUUGUGGGGGUUUGGGUUGGAACCAGGAAAACGCUUCAUUACGUCGUCCCCUGAACCGUCUCUGCGGCGUUACCGCCCGCCGAGCCGCUCCCCGCGCUGA
Messenger RNA from Knipowitschia caucasica, 10896 nucleotides. The record is from the annotation of a GenBank genome assembly. NCBI's taxonomy places the organism in Eukaryota, Metazoa, Chordata, Actinopteri, Gobiiformes, Gobiidae.